Messenger RNA from Anthostomella pinea, 3126 nucleotides. The record is from the annotation of a GenBank genome assembly. NCBI's taxonomy places the organism in Eukaryota, Fungi, Ascomycota, Sordariomycetes, Xylariales, Xylariaceae.
AUGGAGCCACCCUCGAAACGCUUGAAGUCCGGCCAAGCUCCCUACGACAGCGACGAGGAAGAAGCAAAACAAGAUGAGCUCUCCCUGACCGACGUUCAGUUCGAUGCUCGACAAGAUCCCCUGCACGCGCUCGAUAAGGGACGGGCCAAGGCUGCGACCCGACUCAAGUCGAGAUUUGAGGACAUCUUCGAGAAAUACGGGAAAGACUUCACCGGUGUCGCCGACGAGAUUGACUUCCAUACGGGCGAAGUCGUCAUUAAUAAUGGGCAUCUCCAGUCUCUGGAAGACGAGAAAGAUCGCGAAAGAGAGGACUCUCCGUCGAGCGAGGAGGAGAAGGAGAGAGCCUUGAAAGGGAAGCAUCAUGGCCCUGCGAAACAGUCGCAGCCCAAGUCGCUCAUACCGGCAAACCCCUCCACAGACGGUACCGAUCUAGUACCACAGCCGGCGUGGAACCCAGCUGUUGGGAUGAACGAAGGCGCAUGUCCAAUGUCUUCGCCCGCCUUUCCCUCGGACCCCUUUGGUGCCGCAAACCCAUUCGCCAUGGGCCCUUCGUUCUUUGGCAAUCACCCGACCGAUCCAACGUGGCAGGUUCCUGAGUUCCCGAUGCAGUUCCCCCUGAAUGCAUUCGGGUUCAUGGGCCAGGCUAUGGGGGUUUCGCAACAGCUUCAGUUCAACCAGAUGGCGGCGAUGAUGGCUGCCGGGGGUGGUCCAUAUGGAUAUCUGGGUGGUAUGUUUCAACACCAAGGUUUCAGGAAAACUGCGAGAGCAGGGUCUCUUGCUCGGACCUCAUUACCUGCUACUACUGAGACACCGACGAGUGACGCUGAGGAGGAUGAGAUCCUGGUCGCUAGAAGCAAGCGGGAUGCCCUCGAAGUGGCCGUCGCAAAAACCGCCGAGAAGUCGCUGUCACUGUCGCUGGCUGCCUUCAACCGAAAUUCACAGCAAACAAUUCGAAAGGUUGCCAAGCCAGAUGAAGCAGGUACAAUGAAGAUGGAGCGCCUAAAGACACAACGCGUGUCAGGGCGGCCGAAGAAAACAACCGCUCUUGAACAUUGCCAACCGGGUCAACCACCAAGGGGCGUCACAACAGAUGCUUCAGUGGCUCAGGGGGGUGGUAAGCAUACGGCGACGGCAAGACGAGGACGACCCAAAAAAACAAAUACUCUAGCAGAAUCUCAAAUCCCCGACCAGCAGGAACGAGAGAAACCAACUGAAACAGAUCAUAACCAUCCUGUAGAGCCGAAGCCAGCUGCAAGCCAAGAUACUGGGUCAGAGUUACGUCGCGGACGAGGGCGACCGAACAAAACGGGCAUUUCGUCAAGCCCGCAAACUAGUCCCAGUCGAAGACAGGAUCAACAACCCACCGGACCAGUUGAUACCACGCAAAUUCUGCCCCCAGGGUCGCCGAAGAUUGCAAAGGAUAAUGGCGUCAGGUUGAUGCAGAGCAAGGAGCUAAUCGCCAACCAUGCUGAGCGACUGGAUCUACAGACAAGACGCUCGUCACGUACCCGCAAACAGCCGGAUCUAUAUGGCGAUAUCCCGUGGCUAAAGCGCGGCGCAAGGUUAGCAGGGACUACAGCGAAAGAUUGCACGGAAUCGGGAUUGUCACAGACUCUCGUAGAUGGAUCUCCAGGACUCAUGCACACGGAAGACUCUCCAAGCGCAGAAGAAGAUAGCCGACUUAAGGAGUUUCAACAAGGCGGCCAAACCAUGACUGAUACCGAUGCACUGCCAGAGCCCCAAGAUAUCCCUUUGAAUCCGGAGCAUCUAGUUGAUAAGACGCACUCAGAACCGGUCAAGUUUGACAACGAUGCAACCGAAACUCUUCUCAGAGAAUCUUCACUGCAAGAGGAAAUGCAGGAUCGGGGUCACAUUAACUCUCCACCAGCAAUCAUAUGUUCGCAUGAUCUGGAACCUCCCAUUAUAGAGGCCGCCAUGGAAGAGGUCGAACCAUCAACCCUUAUUACGGAAGUCGGUUCACAGAACGAGGUGGGACUUUCAACUGGCCACUCAGACAAGGAAGACGAAGUACUGGUGCCAUUGCCAGAAUUCCUUCGAGAGAACACUCCGCCGGUUUCCCGGCCUGAGCAAUUAUCACACGCGAAAAAACGCGAGACCAGAGGUGUGGAUAUCAGUAUUGGCAGAAGCUCUCCACCCGAUGAUGUUAUGGAAGACAGAAUCCCAGAAGUUUCGAACGUGCUUGAACCUGCUGUUUCACCGCAAGCUAGUCUCGAAACAACCAAGACACAAGAUUUACCGGAAAUGUCUGACAAGGAAAUGAGUCAAACACUGGAACAAGCGCCGACGAAGGACGAUCUUGCGCCGGCACUCGACAUCUCGCAACGCGAUCCUGACCACGAGGAAGGAGUCACUGAAAAUGAUAAUCCACCAAGCUCACCCCCAAGUAUUAUUAUCAGAGCCGAUCCAGUCCCAGAGCCGAUGUUACCACCGCUACCGCGUAGGCGGAGCCCUCCAGCAGUGUCUGCUUUAGCCCUGCGGCCAGCAUUGAGGCCAAGAAACGAUGGCUCUAACGCCCAUGCCGACGCUGCCGAGCCCCUGAAACCCGCUCCGGCUCGAUCGCUCAGGUCCCGCGCGAGCUCUUCUGUUCCCGUAACACCUAAGAAGCCAAGGCACAGGCCUGGUGAUCACCUAACUUCAUCAGCCAAGAGAUUCGCCCUCACGUCGCUGGUUCCUGACGACCCCCGAGAUGACGAUGAACUGAGCAUCGUAUCAUCAAGCCCAAGCUCCUUCCGCUCCAGGCUCUCCCGCAUCAACCUCUAUUCGUCACCUGCGCCCUCACCUCACAGAACCUCCCGGAGACACAGCCUCCUCGUCGGCCCACGAGUCCGCUCCAGCACGCCGGAUCGCAUCUCCGGGUUCGUACGUCCCGCCGCGCCCGCGACGGACUCCCGAGCCUCGCGGACCACGAAGCGCAAGCUAGGCGCUUCUGCGGUCCAAAGCUCGCCUCUGGCACGCACCGCAGUCGAGAACCUGCUAGCCACGCCCCGCCGGAGAAGGCAGGGCAACCCCCCGGGGAGUCCGGUGCGCACGCCGGGCGGAACGAUGCGGCGGUGUGGUGAGGAUGGCUUCAAGUGUGACCGGGACUUCUGCCUCACGUGCCCUUAG